This is a messenger RNA of Postia placenta MAD-698-R-SB12, 573 nucleotides long. RefSeq lists its product as hypothetical. Bases 1 to 573 code for a protein of 190 amino acids. NCBI's taxonomy places the organism in Eukaryota, Fungi, Basidiomycota, Agaricomycetes, Polyporales, Adustoporiaceae. The record is from RefSeq and is a predicted model, not a curated record. The transcript has 5 exons.
AUGGACGUGCCCAUCUACUACACACGCGCGGAGUACAUUGAGACGGACACUGGGAACAAAGUCUCGCGACGCGCGACCAUUGCCGGUCCCCAGAAUAUCAUCCUCGGCGGCAAGACUAUUAUAUCCAGCGGCGCAAUUAUUCGCGGAGACCUGCGGAGGACAGGCCCUGGCCAUGCGGUGGUCAUCUCGCUCGGGCGGUAUUGUCUCAUAGGCGAAGGAUGUGUUAUGCGACCGCCAUACAAGACUUACCGCGGCAACUUCAACUACUACCCCAUGAAGAUCGGCGACCACGUCCACAUUGGGGCAAACACGAUCGUCGAGGCUGCCACUAUCGGGAAUCAUGUUGAGAUAGGGAAGAACUGUGUUAUUGGUAAAUUCACCAUUAUCAAGGACUGCGCGAAGAUCGCAGACAAUACGAUGAUUCCACCGAACACUGUCAUUCCUGCGUUGUCGUUGUUUGCAGGCUCUCCAGGGCGGUUUGUCGAGGAUCUUCCGGAAUCUACCCAGGAGAUGGUCGAAGCGCAGACCAAACAGUACUAUACCCGCUUUCAGCCCUUGCCAUCUGAACGAUAA